AGUUGGGUUUGCUACCGCCAAUAUAGCGUCAGUUUGCUUUUGUACGCCAGUCGAUUUGGUACGUUUGGAACGGACGCGGUCGCGACGUUAAUAUAAAUAUAUACAUAUAUUUUUUUAGCAACUCUCAAAGAGAUUUCAACACAUUUCUAUUAAUCCAAAGCAAAAAACAAAAACAACUUAGUGCAAAAUGUCGUACCACAAGCCAGAAGCUAAAACCAUUCAGGAUCUGAAAGACAUCGCUCAUCGCUUGCGUAUCCAUUCUAUUACGUCAACACAGGCAUCUAAAUCGGGCCAUCCUACAUCAUGCGCGUCUAUUGCCGAAAUUAUGUCGGUAUUGUUCUUCAAUACCUUGCGCUUGAAUUUGAAGUUCCCACGUGAUCCCUCGAGCGAUCGUUUUAUAUUGUCCAAGGGACAUUCAGCACCCAUUCUAUAUGCCGCCUGGGCUGAAGCUGGUCUUUUCCCCAUCGAAGACUUGCAGAACUUGCGUAAGAUCGAUAGUGAUCUUGAGGGUCAUCCAACACCACGCUUGAACUUCAUUGAUGUCGGAACUGGCUCGUUGGGUCAAGGUGUCGCUGUUGCUGCUGGUAUGGCCUACGUAGGCAAGAACUACGACAAAGCUGACUACAGGACCUACGUUGUAGUCGGUGAUGGUGAAUCUGCUGAAGGUUCGAUUUGGGAAUCGCUGCACUUUGCUGGCCACUACAAAUUGGAUAACUUGUGUGUUAUCUUCGAUGUGAACCGCUUGGGUCAAUCUGAGCCAACCUCAUUGCAACAUCAUAUGGAAGUUUAUCGCAAACGUUUGGAUGCUUUCGGUUUCCACGCCUUGGUUGUCGAUGGACACGAUGUUGAAGAAUUGGUCAAGGCGCUCCAUGAAGCUUCUAUAACCAAAAACAAGCCCACUGCCAUUAUCGCAAAAACGUACAAGGGUAAAUACUUCCCCAAUAUUGAGGAUUUGGAGAACUGGCAUGGCAAGCCAUUGGGCGACAAAGCCAACGAAGUGAUCAAACACUUGGAGGGCCUGAUUGUCGGUGUCACAGAUGCCCCAGCCAAUCCACCCAAGAGUCCAGCUAAGUUGAAGCAGGCACCAGUUGUAGACAUCACCAAUGUCAAGUUGUCGUCACCACCAAACUACAAGUUGGGUGAGCAAGUUGCCACACGUCUCGCCUACGGCACCGCUUUGGCUAAGAUUGCACAGAACAAUGACCGUGUCAUCGCUUUGGACGGCGACACCAAGAACUCAACGUUCUCCGACAAGUUGAAGAACAUAUUCCCAGAACGUUAUAUUGAGUGCUUCAUCGCCGAACAAAAUCUCGCUGGUGUUGCUAUUGGUGCUGCCUGCCGUGACCGUACAAUUGCUUUCGUUUCUACUUUCGCGACCUUCUUCACACGCGCCUUCGAUCAAAUUCGUAUGGGCGCCAUUUCCCAAACGAAUGUCAAUUUUGUUGGCUCUCACUGUGGUGUCAGUAUUGGUGAGGAUGGGCCCUCUCAAAUGGGUUUGGAAGAUAUCGCUAUGUUCCGCGCCAUCCCCGGUAGUACCGUAUUCUAUCCCUCCGAUGCUGUAAGCUGUGAACGUGCCGUUGAAUUGGCCGCGAAUACAAAAGGUGUCUGUUUCAUCCGUACAUCCCGCCCCAACACCGCUGUCAUUUAUGGCAACGAUGAUGUGCUCGCAAUUGGCAAAGGUAAAGUAGUCAAGCAGUCACCAAAAGAUCAAGUGCUGUUGAUCGGCGCUGGCAUUACUCUCUACGAAUGCCUCAAUGCCGCAGCUGAGCUCGAAAAGAGUGGCGUGCAUGCACGUGUCAUCGAUCCAUUUACCAUUAAGCCUUUGGACGCUGAGCUCAUCAUUGAGAACGGACGCGCUGUAGGUGGUCGUGUUGUCGUCGUGGAGGAUCACUAUCAACAAGGUGGCUUGGGUGAGGCUGUAUUGAGUGUGCUCGCUGAACAGCGUGACUUUGUGGUUAAGCAUCUGUAUGUGCCUACUGUGCCACGCUCGGGACCUCCCACUGUGCUCAUCGACAUGUUCGGUAUUUCCGCACGCCAUGUUAUCAAGGCUGUUGCCGAUGUACUGCAGUUGUAAACGAGUUUUGGUGGAAUUCUGCAAACUCACUACAAAAACAAAAAAAAAAACUAUGAAAGUUAUUGAAUGAUUUAUCUAUAUACAUA
Molecule: messenger RNA, 2160 nt
Organism: Bactrocera tryoni
Lineage: Eukaryota; Metazoa; Arthropoda; Insecta; Diptera; Tephritidae
Product: transketolase-like protein 2
Exons: 3
Coding region: 188-2074 (628 amino acids)
Molecular function (GO): transketolase activity; thiamine pyrophosphate binding
Source: RefSeq, a predicted model, not a curated record